This is a messenger RNA of Salvia hispanica, 3383 nucleotides long. NCBI's taxonomy places the organism in Eukaryota, Viridiplantae, Streptophyta, Magnoliopsida, Lamiales, Lamiaceae. The record is from RefSeq and is a predicted model, not a curated record.
GGGGACUUACACACAGCUAUACUCUCAUUUCAAAUCAACAUGUUUGGCUCUCUGCAUUGAUGUGGAACUCUCUUGCAUAGAUAACACAAUAUGUAAUCUAUCAAAAGAAGAGCAAAAAAAAAAGUAUAAUGGCAGAUUUGGCGAAUAUGUUUCUGGGAAUCCUUCGUGAUUUGCUGGUUGAAGAAACUAAGUUUUUGCUUAGUGUUGGCGGUGAUGUUGAGAAAGUUAAACGAGAUCUGGAAAGCAUACAUGCUUUGCUGAUGAAAGCAGACAGAGAGAGACGUGAUUCUCCCACUCUAAAGACGUGCAUUUCCCAGCUCAAAGAUCUUGCUUUCAAAGCUGAGAAUCUGCUUGAAACAUAUGCUGUUGAAGUUGAAUCCAAAAGGGAAGAAGGGCAGAGGAGCCUCAAGGACAAAUUUCAAAGGUACAUUUGCAUCAUGUGUGAGUGUUACAGUGUCCACGAAGUUGGGAAGGAGGCUUACGACAUUAUACCUGCCCUGGACCAACUCGCUAAAAAGUUAGAGUCGGAGUUGGAUCAACAAGGCUCAUCAUCUCAUUCCAAGCAGGAAGCUGAGCAGCAGCGUCUGUUGAGACAGACGUAUGCUCAUGAGGUUGAGCAUGAUUUCGUGGGCAUGGAGAAAGACAUCCAGCUUUUGGUCUCCAAGGUGAAGGAUGAAACCAGAAGGAGACGAGUAGUGAAGAUAUAUGGGAUGGGUGGUCUCGGAAAAACUACACUUGCGAGAAAGGUCUACAACCACACAGACCUCCAAUCUUAUGCUCGAGCAUGGGUUUGCAUCACCCAACAGUUUGAACAUAAGGCCGUUUUCGGCAAGAUUUUGAAACAACUUGACAAAGACAUAAACGUUGAUGUCUUGGAAGUUGAGGAUUUGGUCACAAGAAUUCAAAGUUUAUUGAAGGAGAGGAAAUGUCUGGUGGUGAUAGAUGAUAUAUGGGAAGAUGUUCACUGGGAGAUCAUAAAGCAAGCUUUUCCGCUGAAUUGUGAUGUCAUUCUCACAACUCGUAAUGAGGAUAUUGCUAAUCAACAAUCCGAACCUCACAGGCUGGAAUUUCUGACAGAGGACGAAGGUUGGACUUUACUUCAAAAAGUAGCAGAUAUUUCUCCAGAUGACCCAGAUUUAAAAUCAUUUGAAGAUAUUGGAAGAAAAAUUGUAUCAAAGUGUGAAGGAUUACCGCUAUCAAUUUGUGUUAUUGGAGGGAUUUUGCGCAAUAAAGUACACACAGAAUGGGUAGAGGUAAAUCUGAACAUGGAAUCACAUUUGAAGCAUGGAAAAGGUGUUGGAAAAUAUGAAAAAGUAAAUCAGGUGUUGGAGUUGAGCUACGAUGCAUUACCUUAUUACCUGAAACCAUGCUUCCUCUAUUUAGCAUGUUUUCCAGAGGAUCACAAGAUUGAUACAGAGAGACUGUAUUUAUUGUGGAUGGCGGAAGGCUUCAUUUCCUACCAAGAUAAAGAAGGUAAUGAGACUCUAAGAGAUGUGGCUCAAAGAUAUCUAAUAGAACUUAGUAUGAGGUGUAUGGUUCAACUGCAUGAAGCUGACACCUACACUCCACUUAAGAAAUUUGAUUCGUGUGGGCUUCAUGAUUUAAUGCAUGAUCUCUGUUCUUCUAGAGCAGAAAAGGAACAGUUUCUGAUGCGCAUUGAUGCUUCCAAAUAUCUGACCGACAUUCAUUUACCAACUCGAAUAGCCAUCAGUCAUGACCCCUUUAGUGUAUCAAGUAUAGAGGGGUUAAAGGAACUAAAAGGUCUUAGGUCUUUUAUUCUUCUCCAAAAGGAUUUUUAUCAUAGAGCAACCAUGGGCUUCAAAGAGAGUGUGGUUAACUUUAAGAUGUCGGAAUACUUGAGGAUAUUUGUGGUAGAAGGUUGUGAGUUUGAAGGGGGGAAAUUACCAAGCAAUGUAGGUGAAUUAAUUCAUUUAAGAUAUCUGAGUUUGAGGGAUUCUAAUGUGAUAGAGCUACCAAAGUCCAUAUGCAGCCUGCCAUACUUGCAGACCUUAGAUUUGCGAGUAUCACCUGAUAUUAAAUUGCCAAAUGUGAUAUGUAAGAUGAAAAGACUAAAGCAUCUGUUUCUCAAACGCAGAAUAGAAGUGAUUGGAGGGGAGAAACUAAAACUAGGUGGGCUACAAGAGUUGGAGACGUUAGAUGAGAUCAACAGUGAGACAACUUGCAUUGCAGAUAUCCCUACAUUGAUUAGUCUCCAGAAGAUGCAUGUUGAAGUUCAUGAUGUGGAUGUGGAUAGCAUGUCAAUUGUAUUGAACAACAUAAACAGCCACUUACGUGAGAGGCACCUUUCAGUUUACUCAUGUGAUUUCAGUUCGGAGAAAGGUAGAGAGGUUUUGAAUGACGGGUUGAUGUCACCUUCGUUGGUCAGUUUGAGCAUAUGGAGCUGCAAUAUAGGUAGCAGUUUUCCAUACUACAAACCAGAGAUGUGUCAGAAUUUAGUUAUUUUGAUACUAUGUAAUUGCAAGGGUAAGGUAGAUGUGAAGGACCUUGGCAAGUAUCCCAUGUUGCAAGACCUAUUGUUAGAGGGAGUCAAGAUGGAAGAAACAUUAACUUGCCACUCAGAUUCAUUUCCACGACUCAAGGAGCUUCAAUUAUGGAAUUUGCACGAUUUUAAGGAAUGGGAAGUGGAAGAAGGAGCAAUGCCAAAACUUACUUCCUUGCUUAUCACUAGGUGCCCCAAUUUGGAGAAAGUUCCAGAUGGUUUGAGAUUCUCCUCCUCUCUUCGACGGAUGGAUAUCAUGAAUAUGCCAAGAGAAUUCAUGGAGAGAGUAAAUGAAGAAGACUAUGGGCCAUUUGUCAAGAAGGAGAUUGAUAUGGAUAGUGUCUACAAAGAAUAAGCAGUGGUUGAAGCAAAGAUGAUAACAAAAGUUUGAUUCCCAGUGAAGGCUCUCUACACUUGCUUAUUCGCAUUUAUUGCCUCAAUUGAUACUCCAUAAGACUUUCUUGAUUUUUUUUAUGUACUCUCAUAUUAAUAAUAAGGCUCUCCAGCGCACCUCCCGACUCACCACGAGCCACCUACAUCAGCUCCAACACAUCCGCUCUAUGUUGUGUCUUGUUAUCGAGUCAGUGAUUUAUUUCCAUCCGGGUUUUCUUUGUGGUUCUUUCCCGGAUCAGAUUACGAGAGUCGAACCACACAGGAUUAGGUUUGUUUUUCCAUUAUAAAAGACUCUUGUUGUUUCCGUUAUUUCAAAUUUUCAAUUGAGCAAUAACAGCUUAUGUUUUUCAAACUCGAAACUCUCACUUUUUCCGGCAUGUGUCAAGACUUGUAUCGUAUAUUCUACCAAUUUGUUUUCUUGUUGGUUGGAUGUGUUUUUUAUGACAACAAAUACUGCCAUUGUUAUAUAUACUUUUUGUGGAUGCAUGGA